GUUAUUCCCCAAGCUUCCUCUAGAGCUCAGCGCUGGUCUGAUCCGUCGUUCUUCCCUCUCAUCCGGGGGAGGCGUGACUGUAUUAGCCGGGCAGGGCGUUCUUUCCGCGGUCACAGGCGGCGUAGUCGUUCUAGGGGUGGGUCUUUCUUGGCAAAGGAAAACCCACCUUUUUCAUUGUUUUCAUCUCGAAGGAAUGUGAUGGUUUGAUCUUGCGGCGCAAGGGAGGGGGUGAGAGAAGGAACUAGCGAGGACCCUGCUGAAAGCUGCUCUAUUCAUCCUCAAAAAGUCAAACGCGACUGAGUACUUUGCCCUUCCAGAGAGCUACCUCCUAAAAAUUGUCACCGUUCUUCUCCCGGUGCUCAAGGGGGUCAAAACUCACUUGGAUCACCAGUGAUAGUGGAGACAAGGCUGAAAUAAAAAGUAUUCAAAACAUCCUCUUGAAGGUAGGAGGAAAACGGGGACCUGUCCUUUAUAAUUUCUUCUUAAGAGUCCCGGGACCACUUAGAAAACACCACCAUACAAAUGUGUACCCCUCCAUCAAAAAAUCAUAAAGACUUCACCGUAGAUUAGUAUCAGAAAGAAAAAAUGACAGACACAACAAGUCGCCAUCUGAGACACAAGUUGCAGAGCUUAGGACGACGUCUGGAUGAGCUUGAAGAGGCCAGAGGAAAACUACAGAAAGCUGAAGAUGAACUUCUUGACAUUCAGGACAAAAUCAUUCAGGCUGAGGGUAGCAAUUCCUCACUGCUCGCCGAUGUGGAGACAAUGCGGAAGAGAUUGCUCAAAAUUGAAGGCAAAGAUGAAGAGGUCAGGAAAGCGGAGGAUCUUUGUCGUGAGGUUCGGGAGAAAUUAGAUCAAGAAGAGAAACUUACCAAGAAUCUUAAAGCAGAGAUUGAGCGUCUUCAGCGUAGAAUGACUGAACUUGAGAAGCUUGAAGAGGCUUUUGGUAAAAGCAAGUCCGACUGUACCCAGUUGUGCCUUAGUCUUAAUGAAGAGAGAAACCUGACCAAAAAGCUUGCAGCAGAGCUUGAUACCUUGAAGGUCCGUGUCAAGGAAGUGGAUACCUCUGAAGCUCGACUUGACAGGGCAGAAAAAUCCCUUACUGCAGAGAUGGAGAAACUUAAGAGUCUCACUCAGACUUUUGUGACUGAACGCAAAAGACUGCUGGAAAGGCAGAGAGAGGAUGAGAAAAACAUACUCAAGCUGACUGAGAAGCUUGAACGUCAGAAAAACAAACUAGGUCCAGCAGACCACAGCCAAUUUGAUUCUAGAGAUCUUCGAAUUGAGGAUGAAUUCUCAGCAGGCCUUACAUGCAAACGGAAGAAGAGUCUUGACUAUUUGAAGCAUUCAGGUGACCUAGAUUUGAGAAAUGAUUCAGAGAAUGAGAAAAAUAGCUUAGAGGGGCAAGAAGAUAAUAAAGUUAAAGACCUCAGCCAGGAAGUGGAAAGACUGAAGAAUCGUUUGAAACAAAUGGAGUUAGUGGAGGAGGACUUGAAAAACAUGGAAUCCAAGAAUGCUGAAUUGAUAGAAAAGUACCAGCAGGAGAGAAACCGUAGUCAAGCGCUCCAUGACCAGGUUGAGCAGAUGAAAAUGCAGCUCAGUGGUUGCAGCAGUAGUAAUGGAAACUCUGCCAUUACCAGCACUACAAAGGUCCUAGAGAAUGGCAAGGCAGAAACUGAAGAGAUCCAUGUACGAGGCUUCAGACAGGAGAAACCUAAAUUGUUAAAUAGGAGUCCUGCUGCUUCUGAACCAGUCACCUCAAAGUACAAAAGCAGAGAGGCAUCUCCUCAGCAGAGGCGAGAAACUAAGCAGAGGAACAAAGACCUGUGUCACUCCACAGAAAGCUCCCCAAAGACUGUACGAAGGACUCUUAGUCCAGCACAUAGUGUCAGGAAAGUUAUGAGGACUGGUGCUUCCAGUACUACUUCUGAUAAUGGGACAAAAGAUGGAAAGAAAGAUGAAAAAAUCGGAAGUGUCUCAUCAAGUACUCUCACUGAAAGCAAGAAAGUUUCAGUCCUUAGUCGCUAUCCUCCAGCUGCUAAUGACCAAAAGUCUUGGAAGCCAUCGGUCAAGCAAAUUGACAGUGAUAGCAAUAAGAGUCGAACAGAGAAGUUGUCCAGGUACCCUGGAAAUGAUAGUGAAUCAAACAACUCUGAUGGGUCACUCCUAAUUUCAGCCAGUGCUGCUGUCUUUGCUUCAUCUGAGAAAGGACUAACUGAACCUGAGAGUCUAGAUCAGGAUGCUUCUGCAAUGUUGAGUAUGUCCAAGGCAAAUGGUUCCUAUACUGCUUACAGAUCGCAUAUAUCUCCAUCUGUUCUGAGUGACCAUGGUUCUGAUGGUCACUCCUCAGCCUCCGAAACAGAAUCCACUGGCUCCAGACGAUCGGCAGGUGAGCAAAACGACCCCCUGAUGUCAAGUGGAAGAAAAUACACUAGAUACUCACAGCUGCAAGAAUCUUACUCUGAUGGUUCCUCAAAGAUCCCCUUCAGCGAGGAGCAACACAGGCCUCUUAUGGUGGAAGGGGAUACCCAGGAAACUACGCAUUCUACCUCAGGUAUUGAGGUCCGCAGGGUAUGCAGCCCUCGUGAAGCCCUCCGGUCAAAAGCUAUCAUCAAGCAAGCCAUUGUUGAGAUUGAUAGAAAGGAAGUGAUGUCAGGGGGAGUCACAGAGCCUUUGACCACCAGUGGGAAACCCAAGAUCUCCACUAAGCCAGUAUUGACUAGCAAGAUGACCAGCAGUAUCACCUUCUAUCCCAAUGACCCCAGCUCCUCUCGAACAAGCAGUCGAAGCAGUAGUUUAUCAAGCGAGCCCCCUUCCAAGGAAAGGCACACUUCCACAAGUAAUAUUGUCAUCAGCCCCAGUAUUGAGCACAGAGGUAGCAUCUCUAUACCUUACGAAAUAUCCAUCCCUAAAAGUGAGAUCACUCUACGUCAAAGUGAGGCUGAUGCUGACUUUUCUGAAACUCGCAGUUACCUUGAGACUGCUCCUGUGGAGGCAGCCCUCGUAUCUCAAAGCAGCUUCAGCCUCCAGUCUUCAGAAGCUUCAAACUUGAACAAUGACAUUGAGUCUGGCUUUGAGAGCAGCAGUAGCAGCACCACCAUGACCAGCUGGAGAAGCCACCACAACCACCACUCAUAUGAUGACAGCUUGCCAGAAAUGAGAAACGUCACUGUCAGGAGCACUUGGAGGAGCCGUGGGGCAGCUUCUGUGGAUGAAUCUGCUCGAGCGCUAAGGCAAGAUUGCUCAGAGGAUGAUGGUGAGUCUGCAACCACCUGGAGAGCGUAUAGGGCAACUACAGUGAUGGACACUCCAUCAAACUCCAGCACUGUUGCUAGUUGUGGAGGGAAACCAAGCCCAGUCGAAGUAUACAUGCGUAGGAUCAACAAUGCAGCACCAUCGUUCCAUGAUCUGGGACGACGGAACAAGAAGACUCCUUCACCAGAGAGGGCUAUUGCACAUGAGCCUGUCAGUGCUCAGCAGCUUCAGCCAAGAGGCCGUAAACACCCCAUGUCUGCAGACGAUCGAGAAAGUGCUCCGUCCUCAUGGCGAAGGCAGCCUGCAGGUGACGUGGACCUGUACGAUAGGUCUGGGAGUCGUGGAGCGUGGUCUAGCAGAAACCGCACAGCUGAUGGAAACCAGUCGUGGUCAAAUCGCCAUCUGGACAAUUGACCCAGAUUACCCACAUUUCCAACUAGAGUUCUUACAUCUCUUGUGCGCAAGGAAUGAAGCUCAUCUCAUCUCUUCAGUUACACCAUAUCUUUAAAGACCAUCAGAUGAACAG
Messenger RNA from Sinocyclocheilus grahami, 3781 nucleotides. RefSeq names its product leucine zipper protein 1 (gene luzp1). Lineage: Eukaryota; Metazoa; Chordata; Actinopteri; Cypriniformes; Cyprinidae. The record is from RefSeq and is a predicted model, not a curated record. The transcript is spliced from 4 exons. The coding region runs from base 586 to 3669 and encodes 1027 amino acids.